GUGGUCGGGUAUUUUAGGAUAACUUCCGGUUUAGGCGUCGAGCUUCUGUUAGCGUUGUAACAACAGGUUUAGUAGUAUGUUUAUUUGUUGAAACAGUGUACGACCACUAUUAAUUUAAUGGGAUGGACAUUCUGAAAGCUGAGAUCGCCAGGAAGAGGAAACUCCUCGAAGAAAAGCAGCUGGUUGACGACUCCAAGAAAUAUUUCAAGAGGUCUGAUCUUGCACGCAAGGAGCAAGAAGAUUACUUCAGAAGAUGUGGAUAUAAGAUUGAUAAAAAGGAGGAAGAUGAGCCAUCCACCUCAGCUAAUCCAGUGUUAGAACUGGAACUGACAGAAGAGAAGCUGCCAAUGACACUGUCACGACAGGAGGUAAUUCGGCGGCUGAGAGAACGAGGGGAACCAAUCCGACUGUUUGGAGAGUCUGACUAUGAUGCCUUCCAGAGACUCAGAAAGAUUGAGAUUCUGACCCCGGAAGUAAACAAGGGUUUGAGGAAUGAUCUGAAGGCAGCCAUGGAUAAGAUCGACCAGCAGUACCUGAAUGAGAUUGUCGGGGGAACAGAGUCAGGAGAAUUGGACACGCAGCACGACUUGAAAGUGCACGAAGAAAACACCACUAUAGAAGAACUGGAGGCUCUUGGCAAAACCCUGGGAACAGGAGAUGAUCAUGGAGACCAGGAUGUUAUUGACAAGUUUUUGAGGUUUCUUCUUGGUGUUUGGGCCAAAGAUCUGAACAGCCGAGAGGACCACGUGAAGCGCAGUGUUCAGGGCAAGCUGGCCAGCGCCACCCACUCACAGACCGAGUCUUACCUCAAACCUCUCUUCAGGAAGCUCAGGAAGAAGAGUUUACCAGCUGACAUCAAAGAGUCAAUCACAGACAUCAUUAAAUUCAUGUUGGAGAGGGAAUAUGUCAAGGCAAAUGAUGCAUAUCUGCAGAUGGCCAUUGGAAAUGCUCCCUGGCCUAUUGGUGUGACCAUGGUGGGUAUCCAUGCCCGUACUGGGCGAGAAAAGAUCUUCUCCAAACACGUGGCCCACGUUCUCAAUGAUGAGACGCAGAGAAAAUACAUUCAGGGACUGAAGAGGUUGAUGACGAUCUGCCAGAAACACUUCUCAACUGAUCCAUCAAAGUGUGUGGAGUACAACGCUCUUUAAUUUGUAACUCCAACUUAACUUAUAACAAGGCUGUCAGGUCCAUUGUAUCACAAUCUAAAAUAGGAAUUUUUCAUAGCAGCUCAAUUAUGUACUGACUUAAAUGAGGUUGUGGCAGAAAUUUCUCAAAAUCCUGUACACUGAGGGCCCUUAAGUACAUAUUCAUCUGGCUGGGGGUAAUUGUGAGAGAAAACGCAUAAUUUAAACAGAAUUGGGGUGAGUGAGAGAGUAUAUACUCUCUUGAAAGAAUGAUAACAUCACAGAUUUAGCUGGAGAGCACUCAUCAGGCUCAUCAGUCUGGUUUUUGGGAACUACUGGGAAAAACAGGUGCACCUGUCAGACCUUUUUAAUAGUCACACGUCUUUAGUCCUUCUUGAGACCAUGUGUAUUUAUGGAUGCUCUGAGGAGUCAAGGCUAUUUUUGCAGGAAAUACUAAAGUAUCUCAACUUUACUUCCUGCUGUUGUCAAGGCUGUAAAAAGAUAUUCCUUUAGUAUUGGCCAUGUUUUAAAAUUGCAUACAUUUUUCAAAGAUUUAUUUUCAUGAUGUUCCAAGCAAAGUGUCCCUUGAAAGAUCCAAUAGUGUAAGUUUUAUUACACUUGAGAUACAAUUCUGAACCACUGCACAUGCAGUUCUACAUGUGGAUAUUUGAGUUUUCACAUUUUCAGCAGAUAAUGAAACCAACUGUGUCCCUGUACCAUCUUACCAAGAAAAUAAAGUGUUGUUUUAUUAUA
Thunnus maccoyii (southern bluefin tuna) is the source of this 1877-nucleotide messenger RNA. It is a transcript of the gene prpf18, whose product is annotated as PRP18 pre-mRNA processing factor 18 homolog (yeast). The record is from RefSeq and is a predicted model, not a curated record. The coding region runs from base 123 to 1148 and encodes 341 amino acids. Gene Ontology annotation, biological process: generation of catalytic spliceosome for second transesterification step; RNA splicing. Lineage: Eukaryota; Metazoa; Chordata; Actinopteri; Scombriformes; Scombridae. The transcript is spliced from 10 exons. Gene Ontology annotation, cellular component: U5 snRNP; U2-type post-spliceosomal complex; U4/U6 x U5 tri-snRNP complex.